GGCCCGCCCCCCGCGCCGGAGCCCGGGAGCCCCAGGCCCGAGGCGCGCGAUCGGCCGGCCGUCCGGGGCCGGGGCCGCACGAUGGCGACGUGGCGGCGGGACGGCCGGCUGACGGGCAGCCAGAGGCUGCUGUGCGCGGGGCUGGCGGGGGCGCUCAGCCUCAGCCUCACCGCGCCGCUGGAGCUCGCCACCGUACUGGCCCAGGUCGGCGUCGUGCGCGGCCGCGCCCGGGGGCCGUGGGCCGUGGGGCUCCGCGUGUGGCGGGCCGAGGGGCCCCGCGCCCUGUGGAAGGGGAACGCGGUGGCCUGCCUGCGCCUCUUCCCCUGCAGCGCCGUGCAGCUGGCCGCCUACCGCAAGUUUGUUGUGCUGUUCAUGGAUGACCUGGGCCAUAUCUCCCAGUGGAGCUCCAUCAUGGCUGGGAGUCUCGCGGGCAUGGUUUCCACCAUUGUGACAUAUCCUACAGACCUCAUCAAAACCCGGUUAAUUGUGCAGAACAUGCUGGAACCAUCUUACAGGGGGAUCCUCCAUGCUUUUUCUACUAUUUAUCAACAGGAAGGGUUCCUGGCCCUUUAUCGAGGGGUUUCCCUUACUAUCUUAGGUGCUCUCCCUUUCUCUGCUGGCUCCCUUCUAGUUUACAUGAACCUGGAGAAAAUCUGGAAUGGACCCCGAGAUCGGUUCUCUCUCCUCCAGAACUUUGCCAAUGUCUGCCUGGCUGCCACAGUGACCCAGACACUCUCCUUUCCCUUCGACACGGUGAAGAGAAAGAUGCAGGCUCAGAGCCCCUACCUUCCCCACUGUGGAGGAGUAGAUGUCCAUUUCUCAGGUGCAGUGGACUGCUUCCGGCAGAUAGUGAAAGCCCAGGGGGUCCUGGGGCUCUGGAAUGGAUUGGCAGCCAACUUACUGAAGAUAGUUCCAUAUUUUGGAGUUAUGUUUGGCACCUUUGAGUUCUGCAAGAGAAUCUGUCUUUACCAAAAUGGUUACAUCGUGUCCCCUCUGAGCUAUAAAUUGACCCCAGGAGUGGAUCAGAGUUUGAAGCCCCAGGAAUUACGAGAAUUAAAGAAGUUCUUCAAACUGGACAACUAAAGUCUAAAAAAACCAACUCUUUAAAACUGAAUGGAACUAGAGGUGCACUGGCUGAAGGCGUGUUACAAUCAGAGAGAAAUAUAGCCUCAGAAUUGUGCACACAUGGAGUGACAAGAGGGUGCUCCUGUCUGCUGCUCUUGGAAAUGAAAAGAUGCAGCCAUACCUGAGCUCCAGACUGAUGGCCCUGUGAACACCUGCGCCACUGGAGGGUUUCCCAACAUGACAGACUCAGGAUGGCAUCCCGUCAGAUUUUAUAACAAAACCUAGCAGUAAUGAAAUGUGCAAUUCACACUCUCAACAUAAGUAGGCAAUUUACACGACACCAAAGAAAGGGCAUUGCCAUGACUCUUCAGAGCAACAUGUAGUUGAAGUGGCUGGGCAGAUACCACGCUAGGAGCUCUGCCACAGGCUCACAGCUUACACUAACCCACAACAGCCUAGUUUCACCCAGACUCACUCGAGGCUUCCCAAUACUUUCGUCCUGGAACCCAAUCUUUGCUGACUUCUUAGCGCACACACCAUGGUGUAAAUUAUGCCUUAUCAGAAACUAAAUGAAAACAUUUAACAUUUAAAAGUUACUGCUGUCUAGUAGAACCAGAACCAUCCUUCUUUAUUUAUAUUUGAAGCAUCCUAGGCUUAGAAUCUUGUGUUUCUGGAAGGUAGUUUAUACCAUGACUGCUUCAUUAUGUCCCAGAAAACAUCCUUUCGGUUAAAGUCAUGUAUAGUUCAAGUGGCCUGAAUUCUAUGCCUUUGUAACUUGCUUUGCAAGCCUACCCUGAAAAUAAAUUAUUUAGUCAACUUAGUCUCACACCAUGUCCCAGUUGCCUAGAAAAGAUCAAAUAGAACAUUUGACAUACAUACAUACACACACCCACACACGAAAUGUAACUAAACAAAAAACACUUCAGGCUAAUCAUCUCUGCUAGAUUUUUUUAAAUCAAAUUUUGGGUUUAUUCCACUUUGGGGAUUCUAUGUCAAGUUUAUGUAUCUGUACCUUUUGAAUAGUGCCUAUCUAUGCAUUAAAAAUUAUCCAAUAUUAAGUUGUUAAUUUAUACACAGAGAGAGAAAGAGAGACUUUCAGUAUGUUGAAAAGUAUUUUUCCCUAUUAAAUUUAUUUUCCAAA
Hippopotamus amphibius kiboko is the source of this 2206-nucleotide messenger RNA. RefSeq names its product solute carrier family 25 member 43 (gene SLC25A43). The transcript has 5 exons. The record is from RefSeq and is a predicted model, not a curated record. Gene Ontology annotation, biological process: transmembrane transport. Bases 82 to 1083 code for a protein of 333 amino acids. NCBI's taxonomy places the organism in Eukaryota, Metazoa, Chordata, Mammalia, Artiodactyla, Hippopotamidae.